AUGCAGCAAAGGGUGAAAGGUUUUCCUCUUCCUCUGGUCAGUGUGGGUCAGGAGGUACAGAGAGCCAGUGUCAUCAGUAACCUGCCGAGCCUCGUCCGCCAGAAUCCAGCUGAGACGUUUCGUCGGGUUGUACCGAAGGUCAGGGAGGUCCUGAACGGAGCUGGAGCAGAAAUCCAGCUGGCGGCAGCAGCGUCGUUUUUAACUAUCCUGCAGGAUGACAUCAUCCUAAUCCACACCCACACCUACUCCAUCCUGAAGACUGUGCUGCUACACCUGAACCACAGAGACACAGUGGUGAGCAACGCCUGGUUGGAAACUCUGCUGUUGGCCAUCAAUGCUCUGCCCAGGGAGACCAUCAAACAGGAGGUGCUGAACCCUCUCCUCUAUCAGUCUCAGCUGUCUCACUCCCUUCAGGCUCGUCUGGCCAGCUGUCGCAUUUUAGGGAAAGUCGCCUGCAAGUUUGAUUCUCACAUAGUGAAGAAGGAGCUGCUGCCGUUGAUUCGUUCUUUAUGUCAGGACGUGGAAUUUGAGGUCCGGGCCUGUAUGUGCCGACAGCUGGAGAACAUCGCCAGAGCAACCGGGGUGGACGACACCAGGACUGAGCUGCUUCCUGAACUGGUGGAGCUUGCCGAAGACGAGGAGAGCAGUGUUCGCCUCGCUGCCUUCGACACCAUCAUCAACUUGAUGGAGAUGAUAGACAAUGAUGACAGACUCCAUGUUGUGGUUCCCCUGGUUAUGUCGGUAUGUGAGGUGUCAUCACAGGCGGACGAAGCUGUUGUGGCGUCUUUGUCGUUCCAGUUUGGGAAGCUCUGCAGUGGACUGGCAGUUUUAAAACAGGGUAAAGGAAGGUGUGGACCAGCAGGGAUCCUGGAGGGGUCAUGGAAGUUUGUCCAUCCAGUCUACAUGUGUUUUAAACACAAUGAGCCAACAGUGAGACUAAAGCAGAAUCUUUUCAUGGCUGCCGGACGAAGCGUUGACGGUUCAUCUGGUUGUUUCUGGUCCUCAGAUCUGGCUCAGGGGCGUAGCUACUGGAACCGUCUGAGGUUCCUUGAUGUUUGUGAAACAGCCACCGAGAUCUUCUCCAGAAAAUACUUCAACAAGCACUUCCUGAUCCCGGCACUGGAGCUGGUCCACGACCCGGUCGCCAACGUCAGGUACAAGCUGUGUCAGCUGUUGCCCAGAUUGCGUUCGUCGCUCCGCCUGCCGGCCGACAAGCAGCUCCUGCAGCAACUCGACUUCUGUGUCCAGAAACUGCUCUGCAGAGAGAAAGACAAGGACGUGGUGGCCACCAUCCGCAAGACAGUGUUGGAACUGGACAAACUGGACCUCACAGAGCCUUUUCACAAGAGGCAGGAGAGAGAUUUACUGGACCAGAAGAAGGAGAAAGAGGAGACUCUGCUGCUGGAGAUGGAACAGCUGGAGCGCCAGCAGAGCGAGGGGAAACUGAACUCUGAGAAACACACUGAGAGAAAACGAAGAGACAGUAAGACCAGUCUAUCUGCUACCAAAUCCAUGUCUGUGUCCUCGUCUGGAGCCGCCUUGUCCUCCUCUGAAGCUCCAGCUCUCUCCUGCAGAGCUCCCCGGGUUCAAGCAGCUGUCUGUGGGCGGGUGGUAUUCAGUAAAGACAUGAGAAAGGCUAAAUUGUCACGGAGUCGAUCCCUCAGCAGUCAGCCAACAACUUCCAAAUCUACCAACUCAGAUCGACCCCUGAAGGUGAAAGAGCUAAGCAGUAGUUCUGUACCUGGGAAGUCCUCAAUGUUAGCAAGCAAAGACGACUCUCUGAGGACAGCCCACUUCACCAUGGCAACCCAGUCCACCUCCUCCAUGCCGGUCCUGAUCCGCAGCAACACCACCAGCCUCCUGGACAGGGCCAGCACGCUGGACCACAGAACCGGCACCCUAGACCAGAGGGAUCAUAGAACCAUUACUCUGGACCACAGAGCCAGUAACAUGGACCAGAGAGACCACAGGGCCAGUAACAUGGACCAGAGAGACCACAGAACCAGUAACAUGGACCAAAGAGACCACAGAACCAGUAACAUGGACCAGAGAGACCACAGAACCAGUAACAUGGACCACAGGAACAAUAUGAUGGAGCAGAGAACCAGUACAAUGGACCACAGAACCAGUACCCUGGACCAGAGAGACCAUAGAACCAGUACCCUGGACCAUAGAGACCACAGAACCAGUACCCUGGACCAGAGAGACCACAGAACCAGUACCCUGGACCAGAGAGACCAUAGAACCAGUACCUUGGACCAGCGCAGUAAAACGAUGGACCGUGGCUGCGGGGUGAAGGACAGCCAGUCCAGAAAGCUGUCGAUAAACAGGAAGUCGAACUCUUUCAGCGUCCAGUCAGGACGAGACUAAAGAUGACGAUGUCAUCAUACCUCCACCAGGCCAUCAGCCAAUCAACAGUCAGGGAGCCGUUUCCAUAUAAACAGCAGCUUUACGAGUUAAAGGACGAAACACGCUUCAGAACAUUACCCAGAAUGCACCAGGACUGCCUCCUCUGUUUCUCACAGAGACUGCUUUUAUUUUCUCAGCACUGUGUAUCCAACGAGCUCAUCCUGUCACCUGAUUGGUUCAGUAAAUGCCUCAUACAGAC
Morone saxatilis (striped sea-bass) is the source of this 2608-nucleotide messenger RNA. RefSeq names its product protein phosphatase 4, regulatory subunit 4 (gene ppp4r4). The record is from RefSeq and is a predicted model, not a curated record. The coding region runs from base 1 to 2370 and encodes 789 amino acids. Gene Ontology annotation, cellular component: protein serine/threonine phosphatase complex; cytosol. The transcript has 20 exons. Gene Ontology annotation, molecular function: protein phosphatase regulator activity; protein binding. Lineage: Eukaryota; Metazoa; Chordata; Actinopteri; Moronidae.